UAUAAAGGUUAAAAAUAAAGUGUUUUAGUGCAUUUGAAAUCGGUUUUGAUUGAAUAAAUGUGACUUGUAAUGAAAUGGUCUUUAAUGAUAUGUUAUUUGAAAAGAGUACCAAUGUUAACAAUAAUUCCGAACAAAUUGACAAAAAUACAAAUACAAAAACGAAAGAAAAUAAAAGUGAACAUAGCAAACUGACUUCUUCAUCCAUUAGUUAUUCGUCAAAUUGUUGUAUUAACAAUAAAGAAUCAAACAAUAGCUAUAAUAGCAAACUAAUCAGUGCCACCAGUACUAAUAAAGCCAAUCUCCUAAAUAACGAACCGAUAAAGAUUUUACCUAGCCACCAACCAUCCGUGGGGAGUGGUUAUUUUGGUUUAGGUAUACCAAAAUCCCCAUCAUUUCAUAGUGGUCUUGAUCUAUUGGCCGAUGAUUAUGAUGAUGAUGAUGUUGACAAUGAUAAAAUUUUAAUACAAACGACAGCGAAGACAGAAGCGACCCAAUCUGAAAAUAUUAGUUGUGGUGGAGGUGGCAGUGGUAGUGGCAGUAUUGGCUGUAAAUUUAAAUUUACAAAUAUUGAAGAAAUCAAAGCAAAAUUAUCCAAUAGUUCCUUUUCAACAAUAAAUGCAGUUAAAAAAGUCUAUAACAAUAAAAUGCCAGCAUUACAACCUCAACCGCAAGAAGUUAAUAAUAUCUCAACCAAUCAUCAAUCACUAUCAUCAAAUUCAUCAGCAAUAUCAGUAACAACAUCAUCUUCUUCAUCCUUAUCACAGCAACAGCAAGUGACAGCAUUAUCUGUAGUUAAUACUAGCAACAGUGUAUCAUUAAAUGCGACAACAGCAUCCAUAUCAAUGGCGGCCUCUUCCUCGAACACCGGAGGAGUGGGUUCCUCCUCCUCCUCCUCAACUACAAAUCCCAUUUCCGCAACCACAUCAUCCAUUGUUUCAACACUGGCUCAACAUUUCAAUGCAGCUACAUCAGCUACACAACUUUUAACUACUGCCUCAUCUACGCUUGGUUCAAAUAACAAGUCUCCGGUGAGCGCAGCCACGGCAAUUAAAAAUAUACUUAAUGCAACAAAAAACGUGGGCAGUGCUGCUUCUAUUAAUACAACUAACACCAGUUAUAACACAAGUAAUGUCAGUGGUAAUGGACAAGGACAGUAUAAUGCUGUGUCGUCUACAACAGCGACGACAUCUGCAUCAUCGCCAUCACAAUCUGCAACAGCUACAACAAAUAAUUCUAGUUCUGUUACCCAAACUAUUGUCAGUGGCAUUAGUAUAUCCUUGGGAAUAGGAAAUGCUUCAAACAAUAGUAAUAGAUUAACACGAAAUAAUGGUUCUAACGCUACACAAAUCAAAUUACAAAAUAGUGGGAGUAAUAGCGGAGGACCAUCUACUAAUGUGCAAUAUCAAAAUGGAAAUGAAAGUAACACUGCUAAUGCUGAUAAUAUUGAUUGCCAAAAUAUUAAUAAUUCAGAUGGAAGUGGUUCGGGACCUUUCGUGACGCAAACAACUCUGCAGCAAAUUUCUGGUAGUCCGGGACGAGCAAGAGAUAGAAAUGUUUUUCAUACACCAACAUCAUCAGCAACAGCUGUACAGUUACCGCUACUACGAGAAACACCAACCACUGAACGCGAGGAACUUUUUGUUCAGAAAAUAAGACAAUGUUGCACACUGUUCGAUUUUUCCGAGCCAUUAAGCGACCUGAAAUGGAAAGAGGUGAAAAGGGCGGCUCUACACGAAAUGGUUGAAUAUUUGUCUAAUCAAAAUAAUGUUAUUACAGAAGCCAUUUAUCCAGAAGCAAUAAAUAUGUUUGCUGUAAAUUUAUUUCGUACUUUGCCUCCUUCUUCAAAUCCAAAUGGUGCUGAAUUUGAUCCGGAAGAAGAUGAACCAACAUUGGAGUCUUCUUGGCCCCACUUACAAUUUGUUUACGAAUUGUUUUUGCGCUUUUUAGAAUCGCCCGAUUUUCAACCAAACAUUGCCAAGCGUUACAUUGAUCAUCAGUUUGUUUUGCAAUUGUUGGAUUUAUUUGACUCAGAGGAUCCACGUGAACGUGAUUUCUUAAAGACUGUUUUACAUCGUAUAUAUGGCAAAUUUUUGGGCUUGAGAGCAUUUAUACGCAAACAAAUCAAUAACGUUUUUUACAGGUUUAUCUACGAAACUGAGCAUCAUAAUGGCAUUGCUGAAUUGUUGGAAAUUUUGGGUAGCAUAAUAAAUGGAUUUGCUUUGCCUCUUAAGGAGGAGCAUAAACAGUUUUUGCUUAAAGUUUUAUUGCCAUUGCAUAAAGCUAAAAGUCUAUCUGUUUAUCAUCCACAAUUGACCUAUUGUGUGGUGCAGUUCUUAGAAAAGGACCCCAGCUUAGCAGAACCGGUUAUAAAGAGUCUUUUGAAAUUUUGGCCUAAAACCCAUAGUCCGAAGGAGGUUAUGUUUCUGAACGAACUUGAAGAACUGUUGGAUGUCAUAGAACCAGCAGAGUUUCAAAAAGUGAUGGUACCAUUGUUCCGACAAAUUGCUAAAUGCGUAUCGUCACCACACUUCCAAGUGGCCGAACGUGCGUUGUACUAUUGGAAUAACGAGUAUAUAAUGUCGUUGAUAUCAGACAAUUCUCAAGUCAUUUUACCGAUAAUGUUUCCUGCCUUAAAUCGUAACUCGAAAACUCACUGGAAUAAAACAAUUCAUGGUCUCAUAUAUAAUGCAUUGAAAUUAUUUAUGGAAAUGAAUCAACGCCUAUUUGAUGAAUGUAGCAAAAAUUAUCGGCAGGAGAAGCAGCUGGAGCGAGAAAAAUUUGCACAGCGCGAAGGUCUUUGGCAACAAGUUGAGAAUAUGGCUAAGACAAAUCCAGACUGGACAAAGGUUGUAGGCCAAAUGGAUAGUUUGAGUAUUUCUAGUAGUCAAAAUGAGUUUGAUCAAGACAAUGACAAUUGCGAUUUAACUUAUGAUAAAUUGGAUUACGAUGACAGACAACUACAGCAGCAACACCAACCAUCACAGCUACAUAGUUCUGUCCAAGAAAAUCGCGAGAAAUCGCCACGUAACAAGGAUAAACCGUUGCUUAGACGAAAAUCUGAUUUGCCAGCUGACAGCGGCACAGUACGUGCCCUAAUUGAGCACAAAAGACCCGAUGAAUAUUUAAAAACACCACCAGAUGCAAACAUGUGUUAAAUGCACUAAAUUAAAUUAUUAAGAGGGCUGCAUAAAACAAAAAUAUAUGUAUAUGUAUACAAUUAUUUGAUAGACAUGCACACUUACACAAACAACAUGUUACCCUAGAGCAGCACAACGCGGGCGUUAAAUCCAUACAUAUAUAUACGAGUAGUAUUUUCAAUCUACAUCAGAUAUAAAUAAUAAUAGUAGUACGUACUACAUACAUACAAUUUGCCAGCCAGCCAGCUACUUGUUGAAAAUAUUUACAAUUACAACAAAAAUAUUCAUACAUAUUUAAUCUACAACUACACAAAAUAUUAAUAAUAAUUUCUGAAUUUUUAACUAUACACAUAUCUACAUAUCUACAUACUAUAUACAUACAUAAUAAAUUACAAACAAAUGUAUGCAAGUAUAUACAUGCAUAUUUAAAUAUUUUGAAAUCAAGACAUCUAUUUGAUUUUAGUGUAUUUGUAUUUGAGAAAGUUGAUAAUUAUUAUGGCGUUUUCUUUUCUCAAAAAAAAAAAAAAAAAUGUUGCCGUUUGCUUUCAAAAGGUUACCUUUUUUAUGAUCACAUUAGAGCAAAAGACAUUAGUUUUCUUUAACAAAUCAAAAAUUCGCUGGUUUUAAAAAGGCAACAUUUUACCUUUAUGAUAAAAUUAAGGGCAAAAAUUUAAUUUUUGUUCGUUUUUAAAAAAUCAAAAGUUCGCUGAUUGCAAAAAAGGCAACAUUUUAACUCUAUUAUAAAAUUAUGCAUAAAAAUUUAUUUUUUUUUGUUCCUUUUUAUGAUGUUAUUGUUUUGAUAAUAAUCCCGUUAACAUAUUUUUCGAAAAAGUGCAUAAUAAUCAAAUUUAAGAGCUAAAAGGCAACAUUUUUGUCCGAAAAGAAUAACUGCUUUUAAUGUAAAUUAUUAAAAUGUACUAACUAUUGCAAUGAAAUUAAAACAUUUUAAUUAUUUCUAUUCAAUUCAACAUAAGCUUGAUUUAAAAUAUUUAUAUUUUUUUGUUACCUGUAAUGUUAAAUUUAAACAGGUUUUGGUUUUUUACUUUCAAAAUUCUUUACAUAAAAUGAUUAUUUAAUUGACCAUUUCACUUUCUAUAUGUACUAAGAGCGUUUGUUAAACGGUAGAAAAAUACUAUGGAGAAAUUUAUGCAUUUUCAAUAAUUAUAAACUAAUUUUGCUGUGAAAAGAAAAAAAUGCAGAAAAUUUAUAUUUUUACAUUGAUAUUGCAUUUAAUACAAUUGUGAUUUUUUUGUUCAACAUGUUUUACUGGAAGAUUCAAAUUUAAAAAUAAAAGCCCAAAAUAAACUUACAAACUUACACAAACUUAAAUUAAAAUCAUUUUUUUGUCAACAAUAUUAAUAAACCAAUGGGAAUUUGCACAUAGCCGUAACAUUUUUUCUGCAGUUUGGCAUAAGCUCUAAAUUAUGAAAAUUGUACAUAGUUACAUUUCAUUUGUCGGUAUACAUAUGUAUAUAGGUACGUACAUAUGUAUACAGAAAUAAGUAUAGUAUGUUAUUUACUUUAAGUUUAAUUUGAUUUUAUUUGAACAAGACUAAUCAAUAAUUAAUUUUUAAACAUUUAGUGAGAAUUUAAGGAUUUGCACUGUAACUCAAUAAAGAAAUUACAAGAAACAUGUUUUAAAGUACAUUGUCCAAUUAAAAGCAGACUUGAUAUUCUCAUCAUUAGUGAACAUGUUCGAUUAUUUCAGAAAACUUCCAUUUUUCUCUAUAAUUUUAUUUUUUUUUGCAAACAGAAAAACAUAUUUUCCUUAAGUACAUGGUGGCCGCCAAAAUUAUAAGAUCACAUAUUUUUCGUUCUGUUUAUCCAAAAAUACAAAUAGUAUUCAUUGAUGCUGAACAAAAUAAAUUUUUACAAUAAAAGUUUUAGAGCACUAUUUGCAGAUUUACUAGAACUGACCAUAUAGUUUUGAAACACUAAAUAGAACACAGAUAAUCAAAUUAGAAAAAAGUAUUCUUAUCUGAACAACGUUCAACCAACAACACGUAUUGUAGCCAAUAGCAUAAUUCAAUACUAUUUUUUUUGUAACAAUUAUGUUAAAAGUUAAUUAACCUCCAGCUCUUAACAGAACCUAAAAAAUUAUUUUUGGUUUACAUUUUAGAUACACCCUCAUGAAACUUUUCGAAACACAAACAUUUGUAAGAAGAGAACUACAAAUGAGAGUUCUAUUCUAAGAGUCAUUUAGUUUUUUUACAUAAUGAUUUAAAUAAUGGUAUAUAACUAAACACAUUUAUAGUACUGAUAAAGUAAACCAUUUACUCUUACUCGUCCAGUGUUAUAAAUGUUUCGAAUUAAAAAUUUCUCUGAUUUGUAAAAUAAUUUUUUUUAAACGUUUAUUUCGUUUUCAAAAUGAGGGCAGGGGCAGAAUUACUACCGUAUUAGUGAUAGAAUGAGCUAUCGUAUCGAAAUUAUAAUAAAAUGUACUCUUGCUCGACAUCGAAAUAAAGAAGUACGAUAAAUUUUAAUUGAUUUUGAAUGCGGUACUUCGUUAUCUUAAUUCCGCUAUUAUAUUUUAAAGAUAUGCAUCAACUUGUUGGAAACGGAAAGUGUUAUUUUUCAUGAUAAAAAUCAGUUUGAAAUGGUUCUAUCGAAUUUAAAAACUGUUACUUUGCAAGUGUAAAAAUGCUGACAAGAGUACAUACAUCUAUUAUUUAAAAUCUAGAUUUGAAACGUUUUGUAGCACUAAAUAUUUAUACGUUGGUUUUUUCUUUGUUUAGCCAAUGUUUACUUACACAAUAUUGUUAAUGCAUGCAUAAAACAUGCCAAAAUUCAUACUUAUUUAAUAUAUAUAGUUAUUAUAGAUAACUAUUUUAAUAUGUAUUUUUAUAAACGGUAUAACAUUUUGAAUAAAAUCUAAAAUAUUUCUCUACUUAAGUUGUAAUAAGGACA
Calliphora vicina (urban bluebottle blowfly) is the source of this 6044-nucleotide messenger RNA. RefSeq names its product well-rounded (gene wrd). The record is from RefSeq and is a predicted model, not a curated record. Gene Ontology annotation, molecular function: protein phosphatase activator activity. The transcript has 8 exons. Gene Ontology annotation, cellular component: nucleus; cytosol; protein phosphatase type 2A complex. Gene Ontology annotation, biological process: signal transduction; protein dephosphorylation. The coding region runs from base 75 to 3155 and encodes 1026 amino acids. NCBI's taxonomy places the organism in Eukaryota, Metazoa, Arthropoda, Insecta, Diptera, Calliphoridae.